Molecule: messenger RNA, 1541 nt
Organism: Odobenus rosmarus divergens (Pacific walrus)
Lineage: Eukaryota; Metazoa; Chordata; Mammalia; Carnivora; Odobenidae
Gene: CNPY3
Product: canopy 3 homolog (zebrafish)
Exons: 6
Coding region: 337-1176 (279 amino acids)
Cellular component (GO): endomembrane system
Molecular function (GO): signaling receptor binding
Source: RefSeq, a predicted model, not a curated record
CCCUCCCAGAGCCUCCGUUAGUGGGUGGGGAAAGAUGCUGCCAUAGGUCACUGAGGACACCAUCCGCGCUCUCAUUGGUCAAGACUGAGAAAAGAUCGCCCUCCCAUUCGCUGGAGGGCAAGCCCCGGAAAGCCCAUUGGCUGCGUUGUCCGCGGGCCUCCGUGAGCUCUGGGGGCGGGCCGAGGUGGCCGGAGGAGGGAGCGGGCGGGGGGCUCCCUGUUGCCCUGGUUACGCCGAGGCACGUGUGCAGUCCCGGAAGCGGCUCCGGGAAACUGCCCAGCGCGCGCAACCGGAGAAAUCGCCGCCGGGUCCGUUGGGGUCGGGUCCGGCUGGGCCAUGGAUCUGUUGCCUGAGCCCGCGCCCCGGCCUGGGCCCCGCUGUCUUCUGCUUCUCUCCCUGCUACUGUUGCUGCUGCUGCUACUGCCGGCCUCAGAGCUGGGCCCCGGCCAGGCGCACGCAGAGGAGACUGACUGGGUUCGACUCCCCAGCAAAUGCGAAGUGUGUAAAUACGUCGCCGUGGAGCUGAAGUCAGCUUUUGAGGAGACUGGCAAGACCAAAGAGGUGAUUGACACAGGCUAUGGCAUCCUGGAUCGGAAGGCUUCCGGAGUCAAGUACACCAAGUCGGACUUGCGGUUAAUCGAAGUCACUGAGACCAUCUGCAAGAGGCUCCUGGACUAUAGCCUGCACAAGGAGAGGACCGGCAGCAACCGGUUUGCCAAGGGCAUGUCGGAGACCUUUGAGACACUGCACAACCUGGUCCACAAAGGGGUCAAGGUGGUGAUGGAUAUCCCCUAUGAGCUGUGGAACGAGACCUCUGCAGAGGUGGCUGACCUCAAGAAGCAGUGCGACGUGCUGGUGGAAGAGUUUGAGGAGGUGAUCGAGGACUGGUACCGGCACCACCAGGAGGAAGACCUGACUCAGUUCCUCUGCGCCAAUCACGUGCUGAAGGGCAAGGACACCAGUUGCCUGGCAGAGCAGUGGUCCGGCAAGAAGGGGGACACAGCUGCCCUGGGAGGGAAGAAGUCUAAAAAGAAGAGCAGCAGGGUCAAGGCAUCAGGCGGCGGCAGCAAACAGAGGAAGGAGCUAGGUGGCCUGGAGGAAGACCCCAGCCCCGAUGAGGAUGAGGGCAUCCAGAAGGCAUCCCCUCUCACACACAGCCCCCCGGAUGAGCUUUGAGGCUAACCCAGUGCCCCCUGUACCGAGACCCCUGACCUGAAGCUGAGGAAUCUGGCACCCCGCUCUGGCCGGCAGACAGCUGUCCUGCUCCAGGUCCGCCCUGCCGGGCCGGCUUGCCACCAGGAAAGACACAGUGCGGGGAAGACCUCGCCGCCUCCCUCCGCCCAGCGGCUCUCCUGACCCCGGCUUCCGGCGGGCCGUGCGAUUUCCCGCCUGCUGAGGACUCUGGUGUGACCUCAGCAGGGGCAGGUGUGGGGCCCAUAGGGAGGGCACCCGGGCCUUCACCUCCCCUUACUCCUCCCCAGCGGGGAAGCAAGACUAUAGGCCAUCCCACCCCCGCUUACCUCCUCCUCUGGACACCUGGC